AUCUCUGACUUCACCCUUAACUUUUUAUAGUUUUAUGUGCCACAUAAUUGGAAAAGGCGUGGGCGAACAGAAAUAAAUCAGUUCGCGGUCUUUAUCCCUAUGAAGAUCUGAAACCUAAGAGCGUCCUGCUAAAAAACAGAAAAAAGCAAUGGCGCAGAUUGACUGACUCCAGAUACGAUGAGGGCAAUUGAUUAUUGCCGAAAUGUGCGAUAUAUCAUAAGCUUUGCGGAAAGUGUAGCUAACCUUUAUCUUUUAUUAUUUUUCCAUGCAUUCAAUUCUACAGUCUGCAAUGCAGUGUUCGAUUGGCUAUUUGUAUACUUAAUUUCCACCAAUCUUCGUGCGCAGAGCUUCGCCGCGUGGCGUUUCUGGCUUCAUUCCCACAUCAAUCCUAAACAGCUCAUUUGACCAU
Molecule: messenger RNA, 409 nt
Organism: Plasmopara halstedii
Lineage: Eukaryota; Oomycota; Peronosporomycetes; Peronosporales; Peronosporaceae
Exons: 1
Coding region: 178-405 (75 amino acids)
Source: RefSeq, a predicted model, not a curated record